Molecule: messenger RNA, 5564 nt
Organism: Darwinula stevensoni
Lineage: Eukaryota; Metazoa; Arthropoda; Ostracoda; Podocopida; Darwinulidae
Source: the annotation of a GenBank genome assembly
CAAAUAUGGCGGCUCCCUUAUCUAAGCGUGCUACACAUGCUUUGAAGUGAGAUUCAGUCAGGAAGGAAAUGCAUUUUGCCUACAAGCCUCAGCUCGUCCUCGAGAAACUCCCAUUACAAGUGGAAAGCAUUAGUGCGUAUGAACCUCAGAGUGAUGGGCGAAUUCAUCUCUUCAUUGGAACUAAGGACUGCCGGCUAUUGAUGUAUGAAGUAAUACCAGACGUCAAUACAUCCCAGAAAUCCUUCUCAGAUGUCAAAGUCCAGCUUCUGAGGUCCAACAAGUACUCUGUGAAGAAACCACCCACUCAGUUGGCUAUUGUUCCUGAGUACCAGAUUCUCAUUGUUUUAUCUGAUAAUGUAGUGACAGUACAUGACAUUGCAUAUGUCACUACUCCCCUCCUGGCAACUUUGGAGAGCACUCGAGGAGCCACUCUCUUCACAGUUGAUGUUAAACUGAAGGGAGAAAAAACUGACUUGACUUCGACUGCAGGACCCAGAGACCCAAAGGUGAUACGAAUCUCAGGAGAUACUGUGGCACUUAGCCGGGACAAAGAUCUAGUCUUUGUUGAGAUCAAUGGACUUCAACCAUCGUUCAAACGCAUUAUCAAGUGGAGUGAUGCUCCUAUUGCUGUGGAAUUUGACCUCCCAUAUCUAGUUGGACUCUUGACAAAUUGCAUAGAAGUGCUGAGCCCCUCUCCUCAUCAACUGAUACAAGAAGUUGAUCUACAGGGACGACUGCCUCAUGGUGCAAACCCGCACCUCAUGUGCUAUUGUAGUCAAGGAAGGCUCUUUGUUGCUUCUUCCACCCAUGUUUGGCUCCUUGAAGCACAGCCUGUCUCCACCCAAAUAGAGACUCUUCUUAAACAGAGGCACUUUGAGCUUGCACUCAAACUCACUGGCUUGGUGGAGGAGGGGGAAGAUCAAAACAAGUUGAUCCAGUACAUAAAAUCCCUCCAUGGGCCUGCUUCUCCCUCCUUCCUUGCAGAUCCAUCUCAUGUGAUAGGUCUCUUCCCUGACCUUCUUCCUCAAUACUUUCGAAGUCAAUUAGAAUACCCAGACAAGUUACCAGAGCUUGAAGGCAUGGAAUUGGACAAUGGUCUGGUGGCUUUAAGGGAUUACCUGACUCAGAUGCGAACCAAUCUCCUGGCGCAAGAGAGAAAGAAGAUCCCAUCACGUCCAAUUCUUGAGGGGAACAAUACAAUUGGGAAUAAAGAGAGACUUCUUCAGAUCAUUGAUACAACUAUGGUUAAGUGCUAUCUUCAAAUGGAUGAUUCACUUGUUGGUGUGUUCUUAAACCUCAAGAACAACCAUUGUCAUCUGGAAGAGACUGAACGAGCAUUGAAAAGUUUUGGGAAAUACAGUGAACUGAUCAUUUUAUACAAAAACAAGGGUCAGCACCGAAAGGCUUUGGAACUCCUUCGUCGUCAAGGAGGGAAGCCUGACUCUCCUUUAUAUGAUCAUCAGCAUACUGUUCUCUAUCUGCAGCAACUUGGUAAUGAGCAUGCAGAUCUAGUCCUUGAAUUCUGCACUUGGGUGCUUGAGCGGUAUCCUGAGGAAGGAUUGAAGAUUUUCACUGAGAGUCAAGCUGAGGACCCAUUGCCAAGGGGGAAGGUCAUGAUGGAACUUCAGAAAAAAGCACCUAGUCUCGUACUACCUUAUCUGGAAUAUAUGAUCCACGAAGAAGAAGACAAGACCCCCAUUCUCCAUGACACUUUGAUUGAGAAGUAUGAGCAGUGUAUCCAAGAGUUGACUACUAGUUCAUCUGGAUCUGUCAAUGAACUGUGUGGAGUACGCUUUCAUGAGGAGAGAGCUGUCUUAUUUGAAAGGCUGGGACAGCACAGUAAAGCAUUGGCAACUUAUGUCCAUCUCCUGCAUGAUUGGGACCGUGCACUUGCAUACUGUGAGAAAAUUUAUGAUGCCCAGGAUCCUGUCGCCAGUCAGGUGUUUGUUGAUCUCCUGCGGUUGUGUCUUCUUCCCCCUGAAACUGGGACAUUCAUCCUUCGCUCCUCAGACCAGUAUGGCUCUUCUUAUCAAGAAUCCAGUCAUGAGGGACCCAAAUUUCCUCUCUCAUCUGUUGACCUUGAACGUGCCCUCCUAAUCUUGAAUCAACAUGCCAGCAAGCUUGAUGCUGUCAAGAUUUUAGAGAUGUUCCCAGAUGAUGUGCCAUUGGAAAGUGUGUCAAAUUUCCUCAAAGAGAAUUAUUUGGGCCUUAUCAGGCACAAGCAGUCAUGGCAAAUCCUGCAUGCUCUUCGCAUUGCUCAAGAUCUCCAGGUUGAGAAGAUAAGGCUUCAAGUUGAAGGACAGCGAGUCCUUCUGAAUGACCAAACUCCUUGCUCUCUCUGCAGCAAAAAAUUUGGUAAACAGAGGAAACUAGGGGACAUGGAGUAUUACUACACAGAAUGCACAUGCCAUGAGCAGAUUUCCACCUUGCUUCUGUCCCAUUAUUCCUACCUCGUCGAGUUGGCUAACUAUCGCCGGUCCAACUUCUGGAGAGAGAAGGUGUGGGUUGUGGGCUUAGCGGCGGACCUCACCGAGGAGUGGAGGAGGAGCCACCCCCUACCGGACACCUCCCACCUCCAAGAGACCUCCCACGGACCGGGACAAGGGGGUAUAGUCCUUCCGAAUCUCACCGAUCAGAAGGAGCAUGAUGGUGAUAUUUUCCCAUAUGAAGUACAUGUGUCUAAUAUUGAGACUAUCCCAGGGGAGCAUUGGAUUCCAACCACCUUCCGUGCUGUCUUUGAUAAUGCAGAACAAGAAAACUUUGUGGAACAUUUGGAGGGGCAUGUUCGUUCUCGUAGCCAUGAACUCACAGAUCUCUGUAAUGCCCACUACAGAGAUUUCAUCAAGUCUGUGGGAGAACUGCAAAAACUUGGAUCAGUUGCAAAUGAAUUGAGAAAGGAAACAACAUGCACAAACAAUGAAGUGAAGGCUGCUGUUGGUGAUUUGACCAGUAAAACUGAGGAGCUGACAGAGGCAUUGCGUCUUCACAAGAACAUAUCUCUCACCAUUGAGAGCCUUUCUGCUUGUCUUCCUGUCUUGGAGACGUAUUCCCAAUUUCAAAGUUUUUUGAAGAAAAAAGAAUAUUUCUAUGCUCUGAAGAGCUUGGAUAGUCUGGAGAGAAUCUUUCUCCCCAAUCUUCCUAAGUAUAACUUCUGUGUGAAUAUGAAAGAGAGCAUUCCUGCACUGAAGAAGAGCAUCAAGGAAGCAGCCCUGGAAGACCUUAAUGAAUACUUGGAAAAUGUUCGUAAGAUUACAUCCCGAGUGGGAAAGUGGGCAUUGGACCAAGUGGCUCGGGAUUUGGGAUUCUUGGAACCCAUUCCAUCUGAUGAAGACAUUGCUGAUGUUGAUGCCCAAGAACUUGUUGACUAUUCCCCAGUGUACAGAUGUGUUCACAUUUACAGCUUGAUGAAAUGUCAGGAUGAACUCAUCAGAUAUUACAGAAAUGAAAGAAAAAAGCAGGUUCAGCUGGUACUAGAAGUUCCUAUCAACAUGCAUGCAUCUGUUGAUGCCUUUGAGCAGUAUUGUUAUGGUUUGGUAGGGUUCUUUGUUAUUGAGAACUGCAUCAGUAACACAACAGAUGCCAUAAUGGCCAAGGCACAUUUGGAUAACUUAUGGGAAACAGCCCUCCCCCGUGCUAUCUCAGCCAUCAGAAAUAAUUCUUCCUUGUGCACAGAUCUUUCCCUGAUGCUUAGAAUCAAGGAAUUGGUUAUCAUAGUUACUCACACAUUAAGCAACUACAGUUACAAUGUAGAACGCUUGUUUGAUCUCUAUGGUGAUCUUAGAGAUCACUACACAGAAAUCCUUAUGCAAAGAUGGGUUUCCAUUUUUGGUUCCAUUUUUGAUGAAGAUGAUUAUCAGCCAUAUGAUCCUGAAACUCAUGAGUUCCCAAAUCUGAUGGAGACUUUCAACUUCUCAGAGGAGAACCUAGUCAAUGGGAGAUUAAUUCCCUUUUCUCACAUGGUGCCAAAGGUCUACUCUCAAGUGCAAAGUUUUGUUGAUGAAUCCUUGCGAUUCUCUCAGGACUUGGGCUUGAGCCACAAAGAAGUUCGUGAUUCAGUCCGCAAAGCAACUCAGUUGCUGUUGUCCAGGACUCUAAGUGGAUGCUUGUGUGAUUUAUUGAAGAAACCAAACUUAGGAUUCACUCAGCUCAUACAGAUAUUCAUCAAUAUGAACUACCUAGAAGAAGCUAACUGCAGCUUGGAGAGGUAUAUCUCUGAAGUCACAGGCACAAUGGAAGAGAUGGGAAGCCUAUCUGGCAAGGGCAUGUUCAGGGAUGCUCGAACAGAGGCUGAGCAGCAGAUUUACAUUCAGUUAAGGUAUAAAAUUGAUGAAUCUAUUGAACUGUGUGAAUAUGAUUGGAUGUUGGAGGAGGCCAAGGGACGAGCAAGCGAUAACAUCUUGGAUUUGGUUGCAUUCUUGGAGAACACCUUUCGUUCAUUCACAAACCUCCCUCUGGAAGUGGCCCAAUCAGCUUGCCUUCAUGCCUGUCAGCACAUUGGCCAGCAACUUCUAUCAAUCCUCUUAGACAAGAAUAUCAAACAGAUGACAAAUGCAGCACUGACGCAGUUUAACAUGGACGUUGUUCAGUGUGAAAUGUUUGCUUGCUCUGCCCCAGUGAGAGACAUUGACCAGAUGGCCUUGCUCAUGUGCUUUGCUGACCUUAGGCAGCUGUUAGAUUUGUUUCUGUCUUGGGAUUGGUCUACCUACUUCCAUGGUCUCGGAAAGGAGAACAGUAAGUAUUUGAGGGUAAGCCCCAGUGUGUCUUUGAUGAUGCUUGAGCGUAUCAAGGCUGCUGAGAGUCGACCUAUUUUCUCCAAUCUUAAGAGAAGUGAAAGAGAUCGAAAGAAACUCAUGGAUGCAGUCCAUAAACAGCUAAAACAACUGUGUACUGGUGCUGCUGGUGAUACUGCUGAGAUGCAGUCCACUGAAGAAUUAGACUACAUUGUUCAGCAAGAUGUGAGGCCAGGGCUUCUGUCACAGUCUCACAAACGAUCCCAUGAGCUCUUGAAAAAAAAAUCUGAGGAUCGGGCCAAGCAGAAAGAGCAAAAUAAACCAAAGCAUAUUGUGGAGGCAGAAAAGAGGGAAGAGGGUCUGCAGAAGGCAAUCUCUUCUGACAAUAAGGGUUUUGCUCUUCUACAGAAAAUGGGCUAUAAGCCUGGGACAAGCCUCGGCAAGCAAGAGGAUCCUGUAGAGAGAUGGUAUUGGCCAUCAGAACACUGGAAGGUGCUCCAGGGCCCAACUGAAGAUGAAUCUGAUGAUGAAGAUGAAGAUGAUGUUGAAGAGGAGGAUGAACCUUCAGCUGAAGACAAACUUGAAAUGCUGACAGUGUACCUGAGGACUAAAUACUUCUAUUGUGUCUGGUGUGGCACACGCUAUGAGGACAAGCGAGACCUUCAAGAUCAGUGUCCUGGACUGACAAAAGCAAAGCUGCAGAGACCACCAGAAACUCGAAGGUUUGUACGGGACAUCCCGGUCUAUUAUGGGUGCUUCCAAAACCCAAUAGGGAGUACUUCCGGCCUCAUUAUCUCGGUCAUCGGGUACAUCACUGGAAACGGAAAUGUCCCC